Messenger RNA from Melanotaenia boesemani (Boeseman's rainbowfish), 1017 nucleotides. Its product is annotated as C-C motif chemokine 13-like. NCBI's taxonomy places the organism in Eukaryota, Metazoa, Chordata, Actinopteri, Atheriniformes, Melanotaeniidae. The record is from RefSeq and is a predicted model, not a curated record. Bases 512 to 790 code for a protein of 92 amino acids. Gene Ontology annotation, molecular function: chemokine activity; CCR chemokine receptor binding. Gene Ontology annotation, cellular component: extracellular region. The transcript is spliced from 6 exons. Gene Ontology annotation, biological process: inflammatory response; monocyte chemotaxis; cellular response to type II interferon.
CAGCUGAUUACUACGCCUGCUGACCGUCUUCCUGAUUGCUGCUGCUUUGCUUUCCGUUGAUUGUUUUAUUUCUGGCCUGUCUCGCUGUUGCUCCCAAUGGAUGCCUGGGCCAUUUAGCCUUUUGUUUUGAUGCAGAUUUCCCUGUUAAAGGACUAUAGCUGCUGUGUGUUUGGGGCCACAAAGAUCUCUUGUGGAAAAGGGCGUCUCACUACCUGCUGCCAUUCUUCUAGUGGAUUGAGGUGGCCUGAGAGCUGGGGAUGGUGGUGCCUCCUCUGUGUUGGUCUCCUUCCUGGUGGGACUUCCUCCCUCCUCCUCUGAAUGCUGCUCUGUGUGCCUGUGUGGUGUGAUUAUAGUGUUGUGUGGUAGUGUGUGUGCUUUGCUUGGGGUGGCUUUUCCUUGGAUUCCUGCACCUCGUUUCAGCCCACCUUUCCCUGAAGCCUCUUAUCGCGAUUUGAGGAGCAGCUGUGGUGAACCUCCAAUAUCAUUGUCUCCAGGGGAAUAUCGAGUCACCAUGAGGACCGCUCACAUCCUUCUGCUCUGCAUCCUGGGAGUUGCACUGUUGUCUGCAAUCAACUGCAAAGAUGAAAUUGUUCCUAAAGAGUGUUGCUUCACAUUCUACCCGAGAAGAUUGAACAAAACCCUCAUCAAAUCCUAUCGCAUGACUGAUCACCACUGCCCCAAGUCUGGAGUCAUUUUUGUUACAAAGAAAUUAGGUCGUCAGAUCUGUGUGGAUCCGACUCUGUCCUGGGCCGAGAACAUCAUGAGGUUCGUGGAUGAGAGCUCCUUUUAAACGGGUGACCUGCUCAUCACGAAGACUUCUUCAUCAGUAAAAAUUAAAUCAGAAUGUUGUUUCCUUUCUUUUUAAUUUUUCUUUAACAUGUUUUUUUUUAUUAUGCUCAUUAUCCAACAGUAUAAACCUUGUUGCAAUAAAGUUUGUAGUUUUAAAUGUUUGAUUUUUCUCACCUGAAAUUCUGUAAAUGACAAAAUAUAAUUAAUUUUGAGGUUUGAGCUUGAAUA